Messenger RNA from Arachis duranensis, 1635 nucleotides. Its product is annotated as protein REVEILLE 5. Gene Ontology annotation, molecular function: DNA binding. The record is from RefSeq and is a predicted model, not a curated record. Lineage: Eukaryota; Viridiplantae; Streptophyta; Magnoliopsida; Fabales; Fabaceae.
AUUACGACACACACAAAUUUGCGAUCCAAAAACGAUAACGGACAUCAGAAACAAGCAGACGCAGAGUUUGUUGGAAAACCCACUGACACAGUCACACACCCUAAAAAGAAGAGAAGGAAAAUCUGAAACGCAAUCGGAGUUGUACUUCGAUUUUUGGUUCUGAUUGAAUUCUAAGGGUUACUUGAUGGUGUCGGUGAAUCCGAACCCAGCUCAAGGAUUUUACUUCUUCGAUCCUUCUUCGUCCAAUAUGGGACUUCCCGGCGUUAAUCCGAUGCCGCCGCCGCCUCCGCCGCAGCAUGCUCCGGCAACCGUGCCAUCAGCUGCGUCUUCUAAGUCUAGGGAGAGCUGGACCGAGCAGGAGCAUGACAAGUUUCUAGAAGCUCUUCAAUUAUUUGAUCGUGAUUGGAAGAAAAUUGAAGCAUUUGUCGGCUCAAAAACUGUUAUCCAGAUACGGAGUCAUGCACAAAAGUAUUUCCUUAAAGUCCAGAAGAAUGGAACAAGUGAACAUGUACCUCCCCCUCGGCCAAAGAGAAAAGCUUCUCAUCCAUACCCUCAAAAAGCUCCCAAGAGUGCUCCUACUGCAUCCCAUGUCACUGGGCCAUUGCAAUCUUCCUCAGCUUUCAUUGAACCUGCAUACAUUUAUAGCCCGGAUUCAUCAUCUGUGCUAGGAACUCCAGUAACCAGUGUGCCUUUAUCAUCUUGGAAUUAUAACACCAUUCCACCAAGCAAUGUGCCCCCAAGCAAUGUGCCACCAGCAACUAAAGAUGAUAUGGGAUUGGCUGGAGCUGGACAAGCUGUCCCUCUUACUUGUUGCUAUAGCAGCAGUAAUGAGAACACCCCUCCAACUUGGCCAAGUAACAAUGGGUUUGAACAAAGAAACCAGACCAAGCCAAUUAAAGUUAUGCCAGAUUUUGCACAAGUCUACAGCUUCAUUGGCAGUGUAUUUGAUCCCAAUUCUACUAAUCAUCUCCAGAGGCUGAAACAGAUGGACCCAAUAAAUAUGGAAACGGUACUGUUGUUGAUGAGAAACCUCUCCAUGAAUCUAAUGAGUCCUGAAUUUGAGGAUCAUAAGAGGCUGCUUUCGUCAUACGGAGCCAACCCUGAAGAGGCAAAGUUUGUCAAUCCUUGCAGCAAGUUGCUCAAAUCUGAGAGUGCUGUUCUAACUGCUUAAGGUGUUGGCAGAUGGAACAUUUUCUGAUGCAUACAAAAUCAGACAUGUGAGAAGGUGGAAAGCGACAGAAGGUUUUGCUAGAAGAAGAAAAAUGUAGGAUGCAGAUGCAAACAUGUGUAUAUAAUACCGUAUAUAUAGUUAUUUAGGCAUAUAUGGUUAGGACCUUAGGUAAGGAAGAAUCCUUGUUAGGCUUGUAUGUAUAUCCUUGGAAUGCCUUGGACAAUUUGAGUGUCUUUGUCAACUUCUGGAGGCUAUGAUGUACAGUCUGUUGAGUGGUUUUCAGGUUUUGUGUGUUAUACUUUGAAAGCUCUCCUUUCUACAAUGUAGUAUAUACAAUUAGGGAUUUAGGAUUGUGUGUAUGGUGGUGUAUAUAAACCAAUAAAGCCAUGCAGCUUUUACUUUACGGUUUCAUGCAUUUACAUAUAUUUUACAUAAUAAAACUUUGUCUUGUUGCCUGUCCUAAA